Messenger RNA from Fulvia fulva, 1236 nucleotides. RefSeq lists its product as uncharacterized. NCBI's taxonomy places the organism in Eukaryota, Fungi, Ascomycota, Dothideomycetes, Mycosphaerellales, Mycosphaerellaceae. The transcript has 2 exons. Gene Ontology annotation, biological process: positive regulation of proteasomal ubiquitin-dependent protein catabolic process; ubiquitin-dependent protein catabolic process; protein polyubiquitination. Gene Ontology annotation, molecular function: zinc ion binding; ubiquitin protein ligase activity; ubiquitin conjugating enzyme binding. Gene Ontology annotation, cellular component: ubiquitin ligase complex; cytoplasm. Bases 1 to 1236 code for a protein of 411 amino acids. The record is from RefSeq and is a predicted model, not a curated record.
AUGCCUGGACAUCCGAAGCUCACACUCUCACGACGCCAUGACCCCCUCUCUCGACCAAGAGCGAAGCCGUCGUUUACCUGCGACGUGUCUACGGACGAAAUCCAAAACGAGACGCCAAUCACGAUCCAUGACGGCACCGUCUGUCGAGGAUGCUUCGACACCGGCAUCAAACCGCAGUUCGAACAGGCAGCAUCCAGCGAAUUCCACCAUCCAGUCAGAUGGGGCGCAAAGACUAUCGAGAUCGAUAGGACCAUACGUCGCUUCUUUACCAAGGCCUUCCUCGAGCUGUGGAGUAGAAAGACCAAAGAGUAUGCCACACCACUGAGCGAGCGCCUCUACUGUGUCGGCGCCGAGAGCACGAGUACACCAGACAGUUGCGGUGUCUUUCUCGGCAUCAAGGAGAAGCACCGUAUCACCAAGACCUGUCCGAGCUGCAAUGCACACACAUGCCCCGAAUGCGAGGUCAGCUUCACCUCGAGUCCGCAGCAGCACAUCUGCUUGCCGGCGCCAGAAGAACCCACGGACCCUUUCGAAGGCCUGGAACGUGGCCGUGCAUACCAGAAGUGCCCAUCUUGCGGCGUAGCUGUCGAGCUGCAAGACGGAUGCAACCAUAUCGCCUGCGUGGGCAACUGCAAUACGCACUUCUGCUUUCUAUGUGGAGAGCCUGCGACACGCGAGGAUGGACAUUGGCAAUCUGGCAAGCCGUGUCCUCUCUACAAUCGAGCUGGCGAUGCCAAUGCACAAUACGAUCAUGGCGCCCAGGCGAUGGCUGAUCUUCAGGCCCUCACUCGUUCUAUAGUCGAUGAGGUCAAUGCCGAGCUGGCUGGGGUCGAGUCGCAAGACAUCGACCCGGCUGAACUCAAGCUUCGACGCCGUGACAGAGAGUUCCUCUUCGCGCUCUCGCAGAACAUCAAGGGUCGAAAGAGUUUGGCGCAACAUGAGGGUCAGGAGCCUCUUGCAGGAGACGACAAGGUGCUCGCCUUGCUUCCGUCGAUGUCGGUCCUCGUUAGCUACUAUACACUUGCACUUGAGCAGGAUGAGCCUUUGCGAGAACGUCGACAGAGCUUUCUCAAUGCCACUCUCCCGCUUCUUGAACAGAGCCUUCAGGAUCUUGGCGCAGAGGCAUACGAUCGAUAUCCUGGAUUGCAGAUGAUCAUUACUAGUAUCAUGAAGGCUAUGAAUGGGGAGGGUUUCGCCACCCAUGCGGCGGAGAGAUUGGCGAAUGAGUAUUUUUGA